This is a messenger RNA of Castor canadensis (American beaver), 921 nucleotides long. RefSeq names its product vomeronasal type-1 receptor 94-like. Gene Ontology annotation, molecular function: pheromone receptor activity. Gene Ontology annotation, cellular component: membrane. The record is from RefSeq and is a predicted model, not a curated record. Gene Ontology annotation, biological process: G protein-coupled receptor signaling pathway. Lineage: Eukaryota; Metazoa; Chordata; Mammalia; Rodentia; Castoridae.
AAACUGUACAGUAUUGCCAACUUAAGAAAUGCCUUUUUCUCUGAAAUUGGCAUUGGAAUCUCAGCCAACGCCAUCCUUCUCCUCUUCCAUGUCUCCAUGUUCUUUCUUGAGCACAGGCCCAAUCCCACUGACCUGCCCACUGGGCUCCUGGCCCUAACCCAUCUCAUGAUGCUGGUGAUCGCAGGAUUCUUAGCUACAGAUAUUUUUGUGUCUUGGCACAACUUUUAGGACAAUAUUACAUGCAAAUCACUUGUCUACCUAUAUAGAUUGAUGAGGGGCCUGUCCAUUUGUACCACCUGUGGGCUGAGUGUCCUCCAGGCCAUCACCCUCAGCCCCAGAAGUUCCCGUUUGGCAAAGUUCAAACAUAAGUCUCCAUAUCACAGCCUGUGUUGCCUUCUCGCCAUGGGGAUCUUCUAUAUGUCUGUUAGCAGUCAUAUCUUCAUCUCCGUGGUUGUCACCCCCAGUUUGACCUCAGACAAUCUUAUCUAUGUCACCACAUCCUGCUCUGUUUGGCCCAUUAGUUACCUUCUCAGGCAGUUAUUUGCCACACUGCUGACCUUUUGGGAAGUCUUCCUUAUAGGGCUCAUGUCCCUCUCCAGUGGCUACAUGGUGACUGUCUUGUGCAGGCAUAGGAGAAGGUCCCGCCAUCUGCACAGCACCAGCCUCUCUGCAAAAGCCUCCCCAGAACUAAGGGCCACCCGGACCAUUCUGCUGCUCUUGGGUUUCUUUAUGGUCAUGUCUAUUAUGGAUUAUGUUAUCUCUGCAUCAAGAAUUAUGUGGAACAAUGACCCAAUUCUUUAUUAUAUUCAGAUUUUUAUUGACGAUAGCUAUGCUGCAGUCAGUCCAUUGGUGUUCAUCAGUACUGAAAAAUGCAUCAUUAUCUUUUUGAAAUUCAUGUGGGGGAGGACAAUAAAUGCUUAA